UAUUGAAAAAGAAAAAAAAAAAACUGCAUAAAAUUAAGAAAAUAAAUUCUGCCCCUUUGAAAAUCGCUACAGUGUUCAAUCUCCUGUAAGUUUUUCUUCAUUCUGCCUUUUUAAAAAUGGGGUCACAAUUGACAUAUGCACAUAUAUGGUUUUCAGUCACAUUUUAUAGUAUCUGACCUCAUUUGUCUUAAAGGAUUUUAUCCUGGAGCAUUACAGUGAAGAUGGCUAUUUAUAUGAAGAUGAAAUCGCAGAUCUUAUGGAUCUGAGACAAGCUUGUCGGACGCCCAGCCGGGAUGAGGCUGGGGUGGAACUGCUGAUGACGUACUUCAUCCAGCUGGGCUUCGUUGAGAGUCGAUUCUUCCCACCCACGCGGCAGAUGGGACUCCUGUUCACCUGGUACGACUCCCUCACUGGAGUUCCUGUCAGCCAGCAGAACCUGCUGCUGGAGAAGGCCAGUGUCCUCUUCAACACUGGGGCCCUCUAUACCCAGAUCGGGACCCGGUGCAAUCGGCAGACGCAGGCUGGGCUGGAGAGUACCAUAGACGCCUUUCAGAGAGCCGCAGGUAUGUCUCCUCUAGGGCUGCCUGGACAGAGCCUGGGGCCUGCCCAGGGCAUCAGGGGACCCCCCCACUGAAGAGGGUCUACAGGUCAUCCCUCGCAAGGGCCAAACUAGUCUCCAUCACUGGUGUAACUCCCCAUUAAGAAACUUGCUCAGUGGUUCAUACCUGAUGGCUGAUGCACAUGGUGAAUCCUGUGGCUGACGAUGAAUCUUUUCCAAACAAGUGGCCCUUGGGAUGGCAGUGCAUUGACUGUUUCAACACUGUCAUGAAGAUCAGAAUAACUUUUCCCAAAUAGUGAAAUUGUAGGCUGCUUUUUUUUGUAUUAGGUGUACCUUAUCAGUACAUAUUGCCCUCUGUGCCCUUUGUAUCACCUGCAUUCUGCCAACUUCUCCAGCUUGUGGUGGGUGAUCUCAACCCUUUGUCAAGUGAGGCAUUCAAAGGAUGUCUCAUAGCUCAGGUUCCUUCUUCUGGGAAC
Messenger RNA from Sapajus apella (tufted capuchin), 1035 nucleotides. Its product is annotated as rhophilin-2-like. The record is from RefSeq and is a predicted model, not a curated record. Gene Ontology annotation, biological process: negative regulation of stress fiber assembly. Lineage: Eukaryota; Metazoa; Chordata; Mammalia; Primates; Cebidae. The transcript is spliced from 3 exons. Bases 257 to 634 code for a protein of 125 amino acids.